GGGAGGGGCGAGCGAGUGCGCGCUGGGGGACUCGUCUGCGCCGCGGCGGGACCUUGGGCUGCUAGAUCAAAAUGUGUCUUCUGAUAGCCUGCCUUCCUCUGCCUUCAUCAGCUCCAGCGAGCACUUGAAUCCUGCCCUCACUAAUGUCUGUGAACACCAGAAGAAUCUACAUAAUAAGAGCAAAGUAUUGCUAUGCACCCAGUCCUGCAUGACUCCAUCCAAAUGGCUUCAUUUCAGAGGUUGGCAAGAUUCCUGGAUUUGUGAUACCCUAGAAGAAAUGCCUUUAUAAAGCUACAAAUCCAUUUCUUUGAUUGGACAGAAGUAAUUUCAGAAGUGACCCAUAAUGCCCACAAGUAAUAAGUGAAGGCAUGAGGCAUUCUCCAGAACAUAACAUUUUUCCCAAAAUGGGAGAUCUGUCUCUUCUCCAACAGCUGCAUAGGGAUGUGCUGGUAGGCACUCCUUUAACAAAGAACAGCCAGGAUUACGCUUCUUUCCUCAAUCCGCAUGUUUCACCACAAGAUUCAUCCGCAAGAGUUAAUGAGUCACAUAAUCAAAUAUGCCUAGAAUCUCCUAACUGGGGCACUUGGAGCCAUCAGGACUCUGCUGUUUCAGAUGCUCUUGCCCUUGUGACAGAUGAUAAAUCUGAUAGCUUUGCAAACACGAGCUCUUCAAUGUUCUGUUCACGGGAAAUGAUACUACUACAGUUAACAUUGAUCAAGAUGAUGAUUGCCAAAGUACAGUCCCAGGAAACUGAAUUCAGCAUAAAACAGAAGUACCUUGAUAUAAUAACAAUUCUUCUGAAAGAGACAAAAAUUGAUUCAAAAUUAAUUUGUCUAUGCAGUAGUUCUGAUAAACUGUUGUCUCACAUGGCUUCAAAAAGUAUAGCCUCCCUUAUAUACUUCCAACUAAAGAAAGAGAAUACAUUUAAUGUCACCUGGCUCGCUUUUUGUUUGAAGACUCUGUCAGAAUUCCCUAAGAGUGAUCAAGUAGCAGAAUGUCUAUGGAUUCUUAGAGCUAUUAUUAGGGACAUUUUGAAAGAUAAAGAUUUGCACAAAGCAGAUAUCCUGAAAAAGGUUUUCACUCCUCUUGAUACUGUGCUUGAAGGAUUUUACAAUUCCAUUUUGUCUCAUCGUUUUAACUGCUGCCAAGAUACUUCACUAUAUUCUAAAGCUGCAAACAACUUGAUCGGAUUCAUAGAUUUUCUUGAAGUUCUUGUGGCGUCAAGAAUCCAAAUAGAGUCACCUUUCAAAUGCCAAAGAAUUUUAUUUUUGAAUACUUCUUGCAUCUUGGACCUCACUUAUUCAUCAGUUGGUUAUUUAAUCAAGAAGAAGUCCAUUAUGCUCCUUAAAAAAUGCAUCCUUUAUAAAGCUGGUGAAGAUUUCAUAAGUGGAUCAUUACCCACUUUAUCCCUACAGGAUCCUUAUUUGGAUAAGGAUAUGUUAGCACUGGCUAAUGUUGUUUUGCAAGCUGUGAAUUUGGGGUGGCUGAAUCAAAUACCUGUUUCUGAAAAAGCCAGCUAUUUUGGAGGCAGUGAAGCUCAACCUGAGGAUGGCAUCCACAGUGGUCCUGACCAAGUAAUCCUCAGAGCCUUAAGUUUGGUUUUACUUAAAGCUUUAGAGAUCAAGGUCCAGAACGCUUCUAAAGCAGCUGAAAUAAAAGCAGACUUGCAGAGUUUCAUGUCCCGGUUAUUGAUAUUCUUGAAGAAACAUCUGAAGUCUUCUCCACAUUUUCAUCCAAAUGUACAUCCUUGUGAGUGGCUUUCCAUGGUCUUUAUAGAACAAGAUGAUGACAUGCUGGAAGCUGCUAAAUCGUUGUUAAUGGUUUAUUUAAAGUUUGAUAGGUUGUGGCAUGAUGCUGCUGGUAACUUAGGCCUUGCAGCAGAAGACGACGAAACCUGGAUCUGCCUGACGCAUGAGAGUGGCUGUAAUCCUCACUGUAUCUUUUUAUUUUUCCUAAAAAGUAUUGCGUUUGAUUCCACAGUUCUUCUUGACUUUUUGAUUUCAUCAGAAACCUGCUUCCUUGAGUAUUUUGUAAGAUAUUUAAAACUUCUGAGAGAAGACUGGCAUCAUUUUGUCAACAUCUCUAACUGCUUUGAUAUUGCGGCUAAAAGAGGUGUGUGUGUUUCUUUUGUCACCUCAUCCCACCAAGAAAAAAAAACUUGUCUGACAGAUUUAAGUUUGGAAAAUGCUUGUUGUGAUCCAGUACAACACACUCUGGUAUCUUUGGCUUCUUCCCAGAAGCCUUCUGUACCCACGGAACAGCAAGGUGAUGACCAGGUUGUAAAACCCAACAAGUCUAACUCAUUGAUAUGGACUGAUAACACAUCUGCAUUGGAUUGCCUUCAAAGCCUUGUCAAUUAUGACAGUUCAGAAGAUUCUGAAUUGGAAUCAGUGGGAAAGGAGUGUUUGGCAAACAUGAAGCAGAUGCCUUCAAACAAUCAAGGCAGUACAAAGAUAAGGGAAACUAUUUGUAUGGAUGUACAUGACAAACUCCAUACACUUGAAUCUAAAGUGUUGCCCCUGAAACAAAAAAGUUCUAAUCCCUUGUCACUUGGGGUAUGCAAUAUGUCUCCAGAUAAUCCUGUGCCUGUAGAAAGAAUGCUUUUCAAAUCAAUGAAAUGUUUGGAAGAACUGCAAAAAGCAAUUUCUAGGUUACAGAGAAGAAACCUUUUCCCAUACAACCCAGCUGCAUUGUUGAAACUGUUGAGUCACAUUGAGACAACCAGUAAAAGCAUGAAUCUACUAUAAGGCAAUGAAGUGCUAUUGAUGACAUUUUGAAGUAAUUUCACACUAGUGUGUGAUGGAAUGUUUCCACAAGAAGAGUGUACAUGCUCAAAGAUACAUUCCUUUUGGACCUAUCAGCGUGUUUAGACCAAGCAGGCUCAACUGGCUGCCAACUGACACUUUGAAAAGACAAAUCUGCAGCGGUGUUUAAGUACUCACCCUGUUGUCUCAUGGUCCCAAACUUAUUUAUGGUACGUAUGACAGAGUGAGGGUGAGUUACUGGGUAUUAGCAAAUUUAACAAAUUGAUUAUUCAUAUAAAGACAUAAUAAAGUACUUCCACUUGAAGUGUAAGGUGUAAUUCUUCCUAAUGUCAUUUUAACAUCGUAAGACCCAGCUAGAUUGUUAGUGCAUUACUGAUGCUGAUGCAAUGAUAAUUCCAGACUCAAGUAUUUAGAAGCAAAGCUAUGUAAGCUCUUUGGGGCAAGGUUCGUCUUUUCUGUGUUUGUAAUGCCACAGUACCUAGGAGCCUCAGUCCCGGACCAGGACCUCGUUGUGCUAGGUGCUGUACAAACAAAAAAUUAUAUCCCAUUCCUCCACUUCUGUGAUUUUAAUGCUAAGUUAUAUUUAUUGUUUCACUUUUUGGCCUUUACUGUAGGGCUGAUCAGCUAGUAGCAUAGCACUUUUAUCGGCCCAAAUUGGAAUUGAUAAUGUCACUGAAAAUUGAGUUUAAAAUUAAUGCCUAAAACAUAAUCAGGUGCAUUCCUUUAAAAAAAAAAAAAAAGUUGAACUAGUAUAUAAAUUCCUUAUUUAAAUGAAAAUUUGUUAAUGCAGCAUAAAAUUUAAAAUCUAAAUUGUGCAAUGCACAAGUAAAAUUUCAACGGCAAUACUUACGGACGUGCAUUAACACCCUAUAUAUUAUGAUGUAAAAUGCAUAGCACCGUAGCAUAUUAAAAUACACAAUUAGAAAAAAUGGAUAACUGGCUUGCAUUGCAAAUAUACAAUGUAAACAUUAGUAUUAGAACAUAUUUUCUGCAUUUACUUACUACCUGUGAUUAACUGACUAAUCUCACUGUUGCUAAUGGCUGUGUUAAUGCAUUUAAAUUGCUUAAUGUUAUGUGUAAUGUUAUAAUUUUAAAUACUGCCAGUUAGGCAAUAUCUUUCACAUAUUAAUGAAGUAAAAAGGGUGGGUGGAUGAAUUUCCUGUUUGGCAGGUGCCAAUUUUCUGUCAGUUUACCUAGCUGCAAUGACCAGCUU
Molecule: messenger RNA, 3978 nt
Organism: Mauremys reevesii (Reeves's turtle)
Lineage: Eukaryota; Metazoa; Chordata; Testudines; Geoemydidae
Gene: LINS1
Product: lines homolog 1
Exons: 9
Coding region: 369-2747 (792 amino acids)
Source: RefSeq, a predicted model, not a curated record